UUUUCUUUUUCCGCUCUUUCGCCCUCUCGCGCUCUCUCUCUCUCUUUAUUUUUUUUUUUUAAUUACUAUUUUUAAUUUUUAAAUUAUUUUUAACCGGGCAGCAGCAAGAGUGGGCUGGGGAGAGCUGCAUCAGAUCAGGCUGAGAAAAGGGUGGGGGUGGGGGCUUUAUCUUGGUCUCAGGAUCCUUUCUAGUGCGUCUGACAACCUGGAAGUGUUUGGAGAGAGCAGGAGAGAGAGAGAGAGAGAGAAGCAGUCUUGCAUUGGAUAGAUUUUUUUUCUUCCAGGCUGGGUUUUCACAUGCUGAUCCGCAAAUAUAAAUAAAUAAAAGGAAAUAUGCACACGAGAAGCCUGAUCCCAUUGUAAUUUCCAUUGCAAACGGGGGAAAUAGAGCCACACAUUAUAUAUGUGGAGAUGCAUUGAUUGCAUGGAACUCAACGAGCAAGUGGGGGAUUCGGCGAAGGAAGCUCGUAACAUGGCGGAUAGCGAGGAAGGCUUCGGGCUGCCCAGCACGCCGGCGGAUCCGGAGGCCAAGGAGCUGCAGGCCGAGGGCAAGCAGGACACGCAGCUGGGGGCCACCAGCAAGUCGCCCACCUCUCCCCAAGCAGCCUUCACACAGCAGGGCAUGGAGGGCAUCAAGGUGUUUUUGCACGAACGCGAGCUGUGGCUGAAGUUCCACGAAGUGGGCACGGAGAUGAUCAUAACAAAGGCCGGGAGGCGAAUGUUCCCCAGUUACAAAGUGAAGGUCACUGGACUCAACCCAAAGACCAAGUACAUCCUGUUGAUGGAUAUUGUACCGGCCGAUGACCACAGAUACAAAUUCGCGGAUAAUAAAUGGUCGGUGACAGGCAAGGCAGAGCCGGCCAUGCCCGGCAGGCUGUACGUGCACCCCGACUCCCCCGCCACCGGAGCGCACUGGAUGAGGCAGCUGGUUUCCUUCCAGAAGCUCAAACUCACCAACAACCACCUGGAUCCCUUCGGACAUAUCAUCCUGAACUCCAUGCACAAAUACCAGCCCCGGCUUCACAUCGUGAAAGCGGACGAGAACAACGGCUUCGGCUCCAAGAACACCGCCUUCUGCACCCACGUCUUCCCGGAGACCGCCUUCAUCGCCGUCACCUCCUACCAAAACCACAAGAUCACCCAGCUGAAGAUUGAGAACAACCCCUUUGCCAAAGGCUUCCGUGGCAGCGAUGACAUGGAGCUCCACAGGAUGUCCAGGAUGCAGAGUAAAGAGUACCCGGUUGUUCCCAGGAGCACAGUGAGACAAAAAGUGUCCUCGAAUCACAGCCCCUUCAGUGGUGAGACCAGGGUCCUUUCUGCCUCCUCCAACCUGGGCUCCCAGUACCAGUGUGAGAACGGGGUGUCCAGCACCUCCCAGGACCUGCUGCCUCCUGCCAACCCCUACCCCAUCUCCCAGGAGCACGGCCAGAUCUACCACUGCACCAAGAGAAAAGAUGAGGAAUGUUCCACCACCGAGCAUCCCUACAAGAAGCCCUACAUGGAAACCUCUCCAGCAGACGAGGACCCUUUCUACAGGUCCAGUUACCCUCAGCAGCAGGGACUGAACACGUCGUACAGGACUGAGUCGGCGCAGCGCCAGGCCUGCAUGUACGCCAGCUCGGCGCCGCCCACGGAGCCCGUGCCCAGCCUGGAGGACAUCAGCUGUAACACGUGGCCCAGCGUGCCCUCCUACAGCAGUUGCACAGUGUCUGCCAUGCAGCCCAUGGACAGGUUACCCUACCAGCAUUUCUCUGCCCACUUCACCUCGGGGCCGCUCAUGCCCCGCCUGGGCAGCGUGGCCAACCACACGUCGCCCCAAAUCGCAGACACCCACAGCAUGUUCCAGCACCAAAGCUCUCACCAGCCCAUCGUGAGGCAGUGUGGACCUCAAACGGGCAUCCAGUCCCCUCCCAGCAGCCUCCAGCCGGCGGAAUUCCUGUAUUCCCACGGCGUGCCUCGAACCCUGUCGCCCCACCAGUACCACUCGGUGCACGGCGUGGGGAUGGUGCCAGAGUGGAGUGAGAACAGCUAACCAGGGGGGCAGGGAAUGCCAGAGCCACGGGAAAAUCCCAGCAAACGGGAGAAGGAGAAGGAAAAGAAUCCCCCUGUUGAUAACAAAGCGUUUUGCAAGACUCCUUGAAGUGAAUGUUCACCGCUAGCACUCGAGAGGGACGGACACUGACCGAAACCAGGCUGCAAGCAUCGGCCUCGCUGGGACUUGCCCUGACCCCUCUUUGUUUUCUUUUGUUCCAAAAGAAAAGCCAACAGCCCAGCACACUUCUGUCCCUCCACGGUCCCACCCAGUUUGUGUUGCUGCCACCACCCUUGUCCCCCCCCGCCCUCCUGCUCUUUUUGUUCUCCAAGGGACACCAAACUCCUGCUGCCUUUCUCACCACGGUCAGAAUGCUUGAACAAGAACAAUUAGGAUGUUACUUUUUUUUUUUUUUUUUUUUUUUGUGGUGUUGAUGUUGACAAUGUUAUAUAAUAAAUAAUAAUAUAUAUUUUUUCUUUCCAUUUUCUAAGAAAAAAAAAAAAAAAGAAAAAGACACCGUCCCUUUUUGCCAAGGGUGGAUUUUGGAGUGGUGUGUUUCUUUUUUUUUUUUUUUUUUUUUUUUUUAGUUAGUGUUAUCUUUACUUUUCAACAGAAAGAGGUACUGAGAACCCCCAAAUAAAUAAAUCCAGUACCUACCUCACCCAGGCAUUGUACCAAGAGUGAAAUUACUCCCACAGGGAGCUGUUUCCUUACAAAUUCCCCAAAAUUGUCUCCAGGAAUCAUUCCAUAAACCAUCCCCUCAUCUCCUUUCCCACUUGUAAUUCUCUCACUUCUCUCCCUUCCUAUCUCCUGGUCUUUCCUGGUCCCUCAGCCAUCUCUGACAGAAGCAUGGGGUUAUUUCCAAGCUUGCAAACAUCCCCAGCUUGAGUCCUGCUGGAUUUUUGGCAGCAUGUGGAAAGCCAGGCUCUGAGCCAGCUGCCACAGGGGGAGAGGGGGGAGAGGAUUCAGACACUGAGAGGAAAAAGUUUGCUCACCAAAAUGAUGAUGACGCUUGUUUGCAAUCCCAGUUUUCAUUUUCUCCUGUGUUCCUUUGCUUCCUCUCCAAAAGAAAAAGGAAAAAAAAAAAAAAAAGGGAUAUCAGUCUGGGUGUGUGAAGUGAGAUAUUAAAUAAAUGUGUUUAAAAGGGGCAGAAAGUGAUCAUGAGAGGCUGGGAGUGGUGGAGGCAAAAAGAGAAGGAAAAGCAAAAUUGUGCAAGGAAAAAUGUCUACUGCAGAAUAUUUCAGGUGUAAAAUUUCCUGGUCCUAUUUAUUUAUACGUGGGAGUUCCAAUAACUCCAAGGAUGUCACAAAAGCAGCUGAUUCCAAGAGGUUCAAAUUUUUAUUGAAAUGGAAGUUUGCUUUCUUUUCUUCUUUUUUUUUUUUCCUCUCCAAGCUGUGCACACUCUAUAUAAUUUACAUAUAUUUUUAAUUAAAAGUAAUUCUAAUUA
This is a messenger RNA of Serinus canaria (Common canary), 3479 nucleotides long. RefSeq names its product T-box transcription factor 5 (gene TBX5). The coding region runs from base 404 to 2032 and encodes 542 amino acids. Gene Ontology annotation, biological process: pattern specification process; cardiac left ventricle formation; positive regulation of DNA-templated transcription. Gene Ontology annotation, cellular component: nucleus. The record is from RefSeq and is a predicted model, not a curated record. Lineage: Eukaryota; Metazoa; Chordata; Aves; Passeriformes; Fringillidae. The transcript is spliced from 9 exons. Gene Ontology annotation, molecular function: DNA-binding transcription factor activity, RNA polymerase II-specific; RNA polymerase II cis-regulatory region sequence-specific DNA binding.